GAAACUUCCUUUUAUGAUCUACCAGCAAACAAAGCAAAGCACAGAUCCAAUACCCAAUUCAACUCAAAAACCCUAAUUACAAAAUCUAUAUAUUCCUCUCUCUUUCUUUGUCUUCGCCCUCUUUCCCUUGUCUACCUGCAAUUACAAUUAGAGUUAAAACAAUGGGAGUUCCGGUGAUCAAAUUCCCAAUCUUCGCUGUAGUCAGGUUACUGGGGUUGGUAGUCGUGGCUCUUGUGCUCAUAUGGACGGUGCUUUACAGGGGAGGAUUGGCUCUCGCCUCCGAUAGCAAAGAUCUCAUCUUCAAUGUCCACCCUGUUUUAAUGGUGGUAGGGUUCAUACUCAUGAAUGGUGAAGCCAUGCUAGCCUACAAGACAGUUCCGGGGACAAAAAGCUUCAAAAAAUUAGUUCAUCUUAUACUACAGUUCCUUGCUUUUUGUUUAAGCUUGAUUGGUGUAUGGGCUGCUUUGAAGUUCCACAAUGAUAAGGGCAUUGAGAAUUUUUACAGCUUGCAUUCUUGGUUGGGUCUAGUUUGCCUGUUCCUCUUUGGCAUCCAGUGGGCUGCAGGAUUUGUGACAUUCUGGUACCCAGGUGGCUCAAGAAAUAGCAGAGCCACUUUGCUGCCUUGGCAUGUAUUCUUUGGUGUAUAUAUUUAUGCCCUGGCUGUUGCCACUGCUACUACUGGUAUCUUAGAAAAAGCCACAUUCCUCCAAACCAACAAAGUAAUAUCACGCUAUUCUACUGAAGCAUUGCUAGUGAACUCGGUGGGUAUCUUGAUUGUUGUUUUAGGUGGUUUCGUUGUCCUCGCAACAAUUUCACCUCUGCAUGCCAAGGGUGAUGUCACCAGAAAUGCAACAGAAUAGGCAUAAAAUGUAUAUUACCAUUAAAUUGUCAUUGUCCAGCAGCUGUAUUAUUUACUGGGUGUGAAUCAGGGGCUUGUUCUUGUUACAAGAUGAAUAGAUCACAGAAAACUAAUUGAAAAUUGUGUUUGAAUAAUGGUAAAGAAAUGAUUAACUGGA
This is a messenger RNA of Hevea brasiliensis (rubber tree), 1016 nucleotides long. Its product is annotated as transmembrane ascorbate ferrireductase 2. Gene Ontology annotation, molecular function: oxidoreductase activity. The transcript has 4 exons. Lineage: Eukaryota; Viridiplantae; Streptophyta; Magnoliopsida; Malpighiales; Euphorbiaceae. Bases 162 to 860 code for a protein of 232 amino acids. The record is from RefSeq and is a predicted model, not a curated record.